Molecule: messenger RNA, 11255 nt
Organism: Nylanderia fulva
Lineage: Eukaryota; Metazoa; Arthropoda; Insecta; Hymenoptera; Formicidae
Gene: rho-5
Product: rhomboid-5
Biological process (GO): regulation of epidermal growth factor receptor signaling pathway; regulation of protein secretion
Cellular component (GO): endoplasmic reticulum membrane
Molecular function (GO): serine-type endopeptidase activity
Source: RefSeq, a predicted model, not a curated record
GUCGCCCGAACACCUCGGAGAGGCUGGCUCCGGCGUCGUGAUCGCGUGCGAGGGAAAAAAAAGGGGAAAAGGGAAGAGAAACGGGGGCGCGCACGGAGACGAAGAGAGAAAGGCGAGGGUAAGAACUUCAGGAAGAGAGAGAGAGAAAGAAGAAAGCACUCUCUUAAAGCCGAGAGAACUCAACGUGUCCGUGCAUCCUCCUUCAGGAGAGGAUGACGUUGUUGCCCAUGACGUCGCGUAGGCGCUGCGGCCGCGGAAUCCGCGUCCGCUGCUGGCCCUAUUAUUGACUCGGGCGGGUUGGUCCGGCGGCCAUGACAAGGAGUUGUAUUUUCCCGCGAGGUCGACAGAUGGCGCGGCGUGUGCGGUCCGCCACCCUCCGCCUGGAAUGCUCUUGGCGAGGAUCCUGCCGACGCUAUCCUGCCCCACGGGUCCAUCCACGACGCUGAGGGCGACUCGACGACGGCCAGCCGGAGGGUAUCUCGACGCGGAGCGUCCCCGCGAAAGCGCGAACGUCACCGAGUGAACGCGAGAGCGCGCCCGCGCGCGCGCGCGCGCGUCCGAGUGGAAUCGUGCGGGGCGGAAGCGGUGCGGAAAGUCCAUUUCGGAAAGGCCGUAUCUAGGGUGGACCAAGGACACCCCAAACAGGGGGUGAUCUGCCCUGUCGGAACGCGGGUGUUAAUCCCUCGCCGGGAGAGACUCGUCGCGGUGGAGGAUCGCUCGCGGAGGAUCUCCGACGUUUCGCCGAACGGGGUUAUUCGAGUGGCGCCGAAUCAGGCGGAGCGAAACGUCACAAUCUGCCCUCGGGAGUGCCGUCCACCAUUUUGGCUGCGCGGAGGUUAUUCUCGAGUGGAAAGCGUCGGGACGUCAUCCGGAGACGACAUCCGUGGAAUUUCGGAGUUUUUAGGCAGCGAAAGCAGUGCGCGGGUUCGUUUGGUGGAUCGGUGCAGUUUUUUCUUUCCUCGACGAAUCUAUCGUCAUGCCGGAAGAGGAGAUGCGCGGAUCCAUUAGUUGAUGAAGAGUAAACUGUGCUUCGAGGAAGAGUCACGCGGGCAGAGAGCUGGAUCUGUAUAUGUGAAAACUGCGAAGGGACAUUUCAGACUGACGGACACUAAUCGAUCGAAUCGGUGAAUUGUUAAAUGGAUACGUGGAGGAAUGGAAGAGGCAAGAUUUGUACAUCGAGGGAGAAGAGAAACAUGGAUUAGCGAGGAUACUUCAUUGAUCGAGAAGGGUGGCUGCGAAGAAGUAAACAUCGUUUCGCAUCCGACAUCGAUUUAUCGAGGAAAGUAAGAUGCUGAGCAAGUCUGCAGGAAUCUUCGGGAAGGAAGAAUCGCGCGCUUAUCGAGUGUCGGGAAAGAUAUUCUGCAGAAGAGCGAGAUGUAGAUCUGUGAUCCCCGUCUGUUGAAAAGCAUGACGAGUUAAUAUCAUCUCCGACAAAGGCGUCAAAAUUAAUUUCGCGCUGAGGGAAAAAAUUGCGACUUUUCCCAUCAAAAGAUGAGGGAUUUAUUUGAUUGAAAAAAUACUGCUCGCUCGAAUCGCUUUGGAAAACUCCUACCUGCGUGGCCUAGAAAACUCAGCAUCCCAGGAAUAUCGAGGGUUUUUGCUCGCUUAGACAAAAUUCUUCACAAAAGCACAUCCUGGUACCAAAAAAAAAAAAAAAAAAAAAAUUCUUUUUUGCCGCCAAGAAUGCGAUUUUUGUUUGCUUGAAAAAUCGCUGAUUUCUUGAAGACUUCUUUAUCUGUCAACGUGUCUCUGCUUAAAGGAUAUUUAUUUGGAAGAAGAAUUUGCGAUGGCAAAAAUUGCAGAUCCCUCUCUGCGAUUCUAAAAGUCGGAACUUUCUCCACCUUCAAGGAGAGGAAUCCUUUCGCGAGAGGAUGCAGCGAGAGCCGAAGGACUCGUGGGAGCUGAAGGGAUGAUUAAUAAAGACUCCAUGGAAUUCGCGGGGCGGCAACCGAUGGUGGUUCUUCAUGGAAGGUGGCUGAAUCUGAAAUAGCGUCUCUCCGAGAGAGUCGUCAGAUGUAACGUUUCGCCUUUUUUCAAGGACAUGGCCGAGAAUUAAGAGACUCCGAUAGGCGUCCGGUACGCCAGGAAGGACGAUGGAGCUCGAGUGAUUUCGGCAAUGGACCGAUAAGUAGUUUUAGAUGUUUCGUACGGAGUCCGUGUAAGAUUGUCGAGAUUGUCGAGUGCUACGGAAAUAAAGUGAUACUCCUCGCUUCGAAGGAUUACGAUUACGAAGGGCCAGGUUUCUCCGUUUCGCGAGACAAUUCCUGGCAUGCGUAGUACGGGCGAGUCGGGCAUAGGGCUCGUUCCGGGACUAGCGAAGGGAUCAAAGGAGGGUCGUCUGGCCGCUCUCGAGCGGUUUGAGGACCGGUGAGCACGACAGGGCGAGCAACCCCCUUGCCGAAGACCAGCAACCCUCCCGUCCGUCACUGUCGACGAACAACAGAACAGAUGUCCUGACAGUGGGCCCCGGGCCACCAGGAUGCCGACAGACGACGACUAUGGCCGAAGAGAUCGUCUCCUGUUGCACCAGCACCCUAUCGCUCAGUACGGAUCCUCGUCAGCUCCGCUUCCCGGAUCGAGCGCGCCGAAUUCCGGUGGCGUGGGGACCCAGAUCGGUCCCAACAAUCCCAGCGACUGCUUCACGAAGCUACAAGCGGAGCAGCAGCAGCAGCAAUCGUCCGACUUGCGUUCGGUGGCGAGCACCGCGAGCCAGUCGGGCCAAGAGCGUUACCAGUCGGAUCAACAGACCCAAAGCAGCGAGCAUGUCGGGAGCCGAAUGGUCGAUCGGCACGAGAAAUCCGCGGAGAAGCCUACGAUCGACUUCUCCAAGUGCGGUGAGGGUCGUUCGUCGGGUUGCGAGCGCUUCGGGCAUUACCAGGCUCCGAGCGGUGGCGAGCAUGUGGGGAACCGAAUCGGUAGUGAACGGCACGAGAAGGCCGUGGACAAGUCUUGCAUCGAUUAUCCCAAGUGCGGAGAGACCGGUCGUCCCUCGAGUUGCGAGCGUUUCGGACAUUAUCAGACCUCGACGUUCGGCCAGUCCUCGAGCUUGCACUACGGCGCGCAUUCUAACGCCGAUCGUUUCGCGCGAUUCAACGAUCUCAGCGCGUUGCACGGCGAGCAACGGGUGGUCUCCGCUGGCGAUCGCUACUCCAUCUGCAACUCGGAGCUGCACUUCGAUCCCACGGGCUCGAGCGGCUCGGGCGAGUACGCGAACGCGAACGCGCUCGUCGGCUCCUUCGCCUCGGAGACGUUCCCGUCGCCGCCGUCGCCGGCACCGGCCAACGAUCGCUUUGUCCCGCCACCGCCACUGUCGCCCAGUCCGAGCGAGAAGUACGCCUCGAGCCAGAGCCUGGCUGGUUACCCUGCUGCUGAUCGCAUUUUGCCCCCCAAUUCUCCGGGGCCCAAGUAUGGCGCCGACGGCGCCUCUUCAGCAUCGCCGAUGCCCGCCAAGGAGCGCUUCGCCUCCACCGAGCGGCUGUUGGCCACUCAGCAGUCAGCCAGCGGCGACCCCAAGGAUCAGCAACGCUACCCUGGAUCAUCGUCCGAUCAUCGUCUGCUCUCGGGCUCCUCCCCGGUUCUGGAGGGACUUCAGACGGGACUUCAGAGCGGCGGAGGAGGCGUCUACGCCAAGGACACUCGCUACGCCGCUAUUUCCGCGGACAGGAUACUGUCCUCCUCGCCGAUACACGCUCCGGUACCGGAGAGAUUCAAAUCGGAAAGGUACUUGGCCGAGUCGCCCGUUCACGAUAGAUAUCCUCGACAGGAUCCAUCAGCGACAGCACAUCACGAGCGGUAUUCGGCGAUUGCGGCGGCCACCGAGAGGUUCCUCUCGAAUUCGCCUAAUCCUGAGAGCGCGCAUCAGCGCUAUUCAUCGUCAGAGCGCGCGUCUCUUCAAGCCUCUUCCAGCAGUUCCGAGCAAAAUCGGCGCCUCUACACUGACAGAGGCGUCGAGACAGUUUGUCAGAAGUAUACGGAUCGAUCGAUCGGCUCGCCGGCGUCCACCGAUUUCGGCAGAUACUCUGGCUUCUCGGAAGUCGGCAAUCAGACGCGAUCGUACGUGUCCAGCAACGAUCGCUUCAACGAUCUCGCUCUGCAGCGCUGCAGCCAAUCGCGCUCGAUCGACAGAUUCUCCAGCGACCGAUACCUGGCUGGAUCGUCGCCCGCGCACGACGGCAGGCUGUCCGGUUCCGAGGCGUCGCGAUACCUCGUCUCCUCCACUGAACGUCUGCUGGCGCCGACGUCUUCCUCGCCGUCCUCCUCUUCAGAGACUGGCACCAGGUACCACUCGCCCUACACGACGUCCACCGGCACUCAAUCAUCGGCUUCCAACGAACGUUUCCCGUCAAUUUCACCAACGCCCGAAGCGUCGUCGAACGUUCACCGCAGCAAUGGCGGCAACAACGGCUAUCAAAACACGAAGAGCACCGUCGACAAGUAUCUGGUUUCGAAAUCUGUUCAAAGCGGCUAUGAUCGCUAUUCGGUCGGCAGCCAGAACGAUCAUCAGUUUGGUCAAGAUCGAUACUUUGCCUCCGGCGGCAACGGCGACCGUUUUCAAGCUACAUCCGGAGCUGAGCGUUUUCACGCUUCUGCUGAUCGCUAUUCACCGGCGCGCAGCGUCACCGACAAAUAUCUGUCUCUGCCGAAGCCCAAGGACAGGUACACCGGCCGUAUAACGCCCAUUUCUUGCGCCACUUCCGUCGUAGCGACCUCCUCGACCGAUCGCGCUUACGGUUCGUCGAGCGCGAGCUACGUGCCACCAACUGCGCAUACCCCUGUUGAACGAUAUGUACCACAGCCGCCGCCCGAAGUGCUCUACCCGGACAGGUAUGUGGACAGGUACGUGCCACCCGCGGCGCACACGCCGACCGAUCGAUACGUGCCCGCGAGCGAUCCAGGCGAUCCAUACAUGCGUCGGGACCUUGGCUUUCAUCAUCAUUACCGGCUACCGCCGCCCGCCGGUUUUCCAUACCAAACGCCGCACUUCCGGUUCCGCGGCUUCGCGUACGCGACGUCCGCGGGCGGCCGGCACGGCGGCAGCCCCGGCUCCAGCAGCUCCAGCAGCACGGCGUCCAAUCAGAGAGAGACCUUCGUCACGUCGCCGCUGCUGAGGCCCAAGGCUCGCGCGUCCGCGGUCGAGUUCGGCGCCGCCACUUCCGCCGCCGCGACGCCGACGACGACGGCCGGCCGUCACGUGUGCGCGAACCCGGCCGCCUGUUGCGGAGACGCGUCAGCCAACGGAAGAGGCUGCUGCCAGAUGAGGAGGUCCCUGCCGCCCGGGACCCUUCCGCCGAUACCCACCCAGACUUCUUCAUGGCCGUCGCCGAGUUCCGGAACAACGGGCACAUCGACGGUAUCGUCGACGUCCGGCGAGGGCGACGUGACGCAGAGCAUCGGGAUGUACCCGGUGGGCGCCACGACGUCCUCGACCACGACGGUGACUCCGGUUACGACGGCAUCGGCGACCGUGCCGUCUGCCACUUCCGGCAUCUCCGUCGCUACCGGAAGUGUCAGCGGCAUCGCGAGGAGUGUCUCCGCGCCGAGCCCGCGACCGGUUGUCCAGGUCAGCAGCUCCUCGGCGAGCACGUCGACGACCCAGCGGCCGAGACUCAGAAGGAACCAAAGUCGCACCGAUGCUAUUCGAAAUUACAUUAAACGCGAGACAGCGCAGUUCUUCGGAGUCGACGAGGACUCGGAGGCCCUGGAGAAGCAGAGAUGGCUGGAUCGACGACGACGCAUGGCGUCGAGGAAGUACGGCGCGUUGCUACCGGAACACAAGCCCCCGGAUCCGGACAUCACCAGGGACGUACCGGACACGACCGAGACACCGGAGGGUGUCACUCUCAGACGAUGGCAGCAACCGGUUCGAAGGAAAGAUUCUGUGGCAAGGAUGACACUGUCGGGUCUUCAUUACAUCGUCGAGUCGCUGACGAGGCAGCGUCCCCGCGAGCGCUCGCAAUCGCGUCCGGAGUCGCGCAGCUUCCCGCCGAGCACGAUCGCCUACUUAUCGAGAACGGAGGGAGUGUCGUAUCCCGAGAGCGGCCCGGACGAAGAGCAGUCCUUCUUCGAGAGGCCUCCGCCACCUCCACCGCCUCUUCCGGCCCAGCAGUCGCAGCAAACAUCGCAGAUCGAGCAGGCUCCCGGUGGAGGACUCGACAAGGACGAGGAGGUCGGCGUCAAGAUCGCGGAUAUCCUCGACGGCGCGCAGGAUCGCGAGAGGAUCGGUUCCGAGGAUCUGGUUGGGUUCGUACAGCAAAAGGACGACAGGACGACGAUCGACGGACAAGUUAGACGACCCCGUUCGAUCACGAGGGACCACUAUAUUUCCAGAAAGACAAGUUGGAGCAGGUCGAAGUACGACGCGCCCCCGACGGAGGGUACGAGGCUGCCACAGGAGGAAGGGGUGACUCUCCGCAGGGAGAUAACCGGGGCCACAAGGAUCUCCCGCAGCACGAUCGAUCGUGUCUUCGACAACAGCAAUCGACGGAGAUACGGAAUGGGCAUCGUCGGUCGUUUCUUCGGACGAUCUUUUCGAAAGAGCGUCGCGCAAAAGGUAGACGUAAGGAAACAGUUGGAUGACUUCGAGGAUCACCGACCAUAUUUCACGUACUGGAUUACCACUGUGCAAGUAUUGAUUCUGAUAAUAUCUCUGGCGUGUUACGGAUUUGGUCCUGUUGGCAUGGAUAUCACUCAUCGGUCAGGAUUGGUUCUCGUGACGAGUUUGUCGUUGCAACAAGUCGACUAUCAGGAACCCGCGAACUUCUGGUUAGGUCCUAGGGCCGCGGAUCUGAUUCAUCUUGGUGCCAAGUUUGCGCCGUGUAUGCGUCGGGACAUCAAGAUCCUGAAGGAGAUCGACAUCUGGCGGGAAAGGGAACGGGAUACCGCUUGCUGCAUCAGAAACGACGAUUCCGGCUGCGUUCAAUCCAGCAAAGCGGAUUGCUCCGUUCGAGGAUUGAGAUCCACUGUUCCGAAUACAAUCUCGAACUGGAAGAAGUGGGGACCGUCGGACAGUGGACCCGGGGGCCGCAUCAGUGGAUCUGUUUGCGGACUGGAUCCAAAGUUCUGCGACGCCCCGGCAAGCAUCGCGCCUUAUGAGUGGCCGGAUGACAUUACCAAGUGGCCGAUCUGCCGGAAAACCAAUCCCUUUAAUCACCGUUUCAGUAAAAACGGAAAUCAAAGGGGCAGCGGCAAUUUUCCCAUCGGCCGUUACAAGGAUAAGAUGGCGGAGCAUAUGGUUUGCGAGAUAAUCGGUCAUCCAUGUUGCAUCGGGAUUCACGGGAUGUGUCGAAUCACCACCAAGGAGUACUGCGACUUCGUCCACGGUUACUUUCACGAGGAGGCGUCGCUCUGCUCGCAGGUGGAGUGUUUGCACGACGUCUGCGGAAUGAUACCGUUCCUGCAUCCCGAAUGGCCGGACCAGUUCUACAGACUCUUCACCUCUAUCUUCCUUCACGCCGGAAUCGUCCAUUUGGUAAUUACGUUACUGAUCCAGUAUUUUCUGAUGAGAGAUUUGGAAAAGCUGACAGGAUCUUUGCGCAUCGCUUUGAUCUAUUUUAUUGGUGCAUUUGCUGGGAAUUUGGCCAGCGCAAUUUUUGUCCCUUAUAGAGCAGAGGUCGGCCCAGCUGGCGCGCAUUUCGCGCUGCUGGCCACGCUGGUGGUCGAAGUACUGCAUUGCUGGCCGAUGCUGAAGCAUCCGCGUCGCGCGCUGUCCAAGCUGAUCCUGAUCCUGGUGGGAUUGUUGACGCUGGGCAUCCUGCCGUGGGUGGACAACUACGCGCAUCUGUUCGGCUUCAUCUUCGGCUUCCUGGCGGCCUACGCGCUGAUGCCGUUCAUCUCGUUCGGCCAUUACGACCGUAGGCGAAAGAUACUGCUCAUCUGGGUAUGCCUGAUCCUGAUCAUGGGCCUGUUCGCCCUGCUGCUCGCCCUCUUCUACAACGUGCCAGUGUACGAGUGCGAGGUGUGCAAACUGUUCAACUGCGUGCCGUUCACCCGCGACUUCUGCGCCUCCCAGAACAUCAAUUUCAAACGGGAAGAAGUAUGACACACGGGGCCGCGGUUCAUGGUCGAGCGCGAAAUUGUUCCGUUCGGCCCCCGUCUUCACGCUUCUAAUCAUCGCGCACAUCACUAUUAUGGUACACCGUCAUUCACCGCGCUGAUUUUGGCGAUUCUCCUCAUCGAAGCCCGAAGCCACAAAAUCAGUUGAAGCUGAUCCAAGGACUUUUUCGGUUUUUUUUAUGGAUAACCAAAGCUCGAAAUCUUUGAAAUCAUCAAAAGCUUAUUAUAAUUGUAAUAGAAGAAAGUUUUCAGAAAAAAGAAUAGACAUUUUUUCAAUCUUUGGAAAGAGUGUUCUGCGAUCUUUGCGAAAGCUAAAUGCAAAAUCAGAAGAAUUUCUUGAAUUGCUGAAAGAAAACUGGAAGAGGAUGAAUAAAUAUUUUUCUUUGUUAACUGGAGGAAAGAUCGGAAGAAGAGCGUUUAAAAAUAUUGAAUCUUUAAAAAAUAUAAACACGAUAUACAAUAUAUUAAAACCAAAAUUUUAUGAAUCUUUAAAAAGUUGCAAGAACAAAGAAAAUCGAAGAAAGUCUCUUAAAUUUUGGACAAAGUUUGAAAGAAGAUCGAUGAAGAUAUUCUCUUAAAUUCUUAAUCAGAGAAAAAUUAAUAAACAGGGAAUCUUGCAUUUCUGAAAAAGCUGAAAGAAAGUAUCGAAAAACUAAUUUGUUGCCUUUUUCUCGAUAAAACUGAAAGAGAGAUCCAAGAGGAACAUCUCUUAGGCCUUCAAUGAAUUUUUAACGGUCUGAAUUGUCGAGCUUUGAAGAAAUUGUGAGAGGUGAUGCUUUGAAGAUAAUCCGGUUAUUUAACGAUUGCGCUUCCACGACGAUGAAACAAAUCGGAUCAUCGAGCUUUUGGAUGAGAAAAUUUCGCAGGAUCUUUUAUUAUCCAAGUUUCGACGAACUUUGGAGAUCAACAACAACGAUCCCUUUUUCGGAUCGUCCGCGAGAGGGUGGUAUGGUGCAUUCGGGGGACAUGGGGGGUCUGAUAGUGCCUGGAUCGAGCGGGUGAAGGUGAUGGAACCCGACCGACAUUUUCGCUACUGCCAACGAACGUCAGAGAGGAACUCGUGUUCGUCGACGCACGACGAUGCCUUAACAUUAUUAAGUCCCAGCGUAGUGAUUGGCUCCCAACGUGAGCUGGCCGAGGCCCAGCGGGCCUUGAUGGGAGCCCAGAACUCUGAAUCGCCGACGGAGUGUGUGUGUGUGUAUAUAUAUAUAUAUAUAUAUAUAUAUAUAUAUAUGUGUGUGUGUAUAUAUAUAUAUAUAUAUACAUGGAUCUCUUGGAUGACCCGCUAAUUACGACGGAUGGGAUGUUCCAUGGAUCAUUUAGGAUUCCGCAAAGUUUGCGACAUGGUAGCAUCCAUCUCCUCAAGGUCUGUGUUAAUAGGGAGGGAGGAGGAGGAGACGAGAGAGCUGCGGAUGUAAAUAGAAUCGAGUCUUGUUACCGUUGUAAGAACGACUUUAGUAAGUUAACUUUAGGGAGAACUUUGAAAGUGCACACGUCUUUCGUCUCUGCACAAUAUAGUCCCCCGCACCUCCGACAUCCGGAACUAUUGUCUGUGAUGGCUUGACCUUGGAGAUAUUUUUCGUAGCACCGCGACGGCCGCGAGCCUUCCUGCAGGGACGAUCGGCCGAUGUUCACCAUCUGGAUACCAAUCAGGAGCUCGCGAGCAAGCAAAAUUUGCAAAGUAUCACAUUUUUUAAAUGAACGAUAUAUUUGUAGAAAUGGACAAAAUUGUAUUAUAUGCGCAAUAAUUAGUUGAAGCAAUACGUUACAAACUGCUAAUUUAUUAAUAUUAAUAGGAAAUAUUGAUAAUUUCAAUUAAUCACGAAUUUACGAAUAUUUCAAUAAUGUAGUUUUAAACAAAAAGAUUAGGGUGUUACAUUUUGACGAUGAAUUUCUCUCUUAUGAAAUUGUAAUAUAUAAAAUGUAGUACAAAAUAUGAAAUGUGUAAUGUCGUGAAAACUAACAGAUAAGCGAGAUGUCUGAUUGGUGUCCAGAGAGGAUACGCUCCUAAAAUAGGAGGGAAGAGAUAGUCCGAGGCAGAGGAGGCGGAAGGAAAGUGUUAACGAUUUAAGGUGAAACGAAUCAAUUUUUUAUAAUGGCGUGAGAGAGAGCGAGAGAAAGGAAGGCGCGAAUAUCAGAAUUCUUAAUCAAUUUCCAAGUCUGUAAAUACAUAUUUGCGAUAAGUGAGAGAGAUGAGGGAGUAGUUAAGAGAGGCGGUGGAAGAAACAGAUACACGAUAUAUAAUAUGUGCGCGAGAUGAUUUGCUGAGUUAUUUUUCUUUUUUAUUUCGAAAGGAUCCAGACGCUACCAGCGUUUCAUAAUUAUUAUACAAGAGCUUUUUUUUUUUUUUUUUUUUUUAUAUAUCUAUGCGACGUGAAUAAAUUCAAUUCUUUCUAUCCGAGUCUGUUUUAAUCCGUAUUUUAUCUACAAUUCGUCGCAAUGAUACAUACAUGUGUGCAUAUGUCAUUUUGUUAGAGAAAUAAAUUAAUUCAAUGAUGUAUACACGCAUGUAUAUGUCAUUUUGUUCCAGAAAUAAAUUAAUUCUGCGGGUCUGUAAAAUUAUAUUAUAACCGUGGUCAGAUCAAAGUAAAACAGAAAUGCAUUAUUCGUUCGGUCAAUCAAGACGAUUUUAAAUAACGAGAAACCAUGUUCAGAGCAAGGAAAUACAAUUUUAACCAGAAAAAUAUUAAAUAUGUAAAAUAGAUCGUGCAAAUUUGCAACUAAAAUUAUUAAAAUUAUGAAACAGCAGCACUCUAUCGCAUGUGUAUCUUCUUUAUAUGAUAUAUUUCUGUAUGAACGUGCGUAUAUACAUUUAUUUAUUAUUUCAUUAUCAAUUAUUCGAAAUACUACUUUUCCCCGGCAGAGCGUCCACACAUACGUAAUCACUUUUUAGUCCUUUCAAAAUAGUUGAACAGAUUGAGUAAAGGCGAGUCUACGGCGAUACUUCAGUGAUGAUUUGCAUACGAAAAUUCGAUUAUAUUACGAAUAACAUAUACGUGCGGGAUGCAAAUGUAGCUUUACAGAAAAAUGCCAAUUGCAAGCGUAUCAUACCGAUAUUAUAACUGACAUUAUUUCAUCCAAAUCUGUGCAUUUUGGAAACUUUGUGAUACACGAUUCGAUGAUCGCACGAAGGGAAAAGAUGGAUGGAAUCUCGAAAAGAGAGAGAGGAAAAAUAAGAGGGAAGCUCUCUGUGUAUGUGCGUG